AAUUUCAGGUUAAAUUAUAUGUGAAGAAAUUGCUAUCAUUGAUGGAUGAUCAUUCACAUUCAGAUCAACGCUCUACCCGUGAAUACUUCAGUUCUCCGCGUGUUGUUAGAGACGAAAAUGAAAUGAGACGAGGACGUCGGAUCCAUCAAUACAGCGGCAGCGCAGAUACUCGAGAAAAUAAAUCAAGAAAUGCGACGGUAACGAUUAUGCCUCGUCCAACUGCUAUUUUAUCGAAACGUAAAGAAGAACCGACCACAUCUGACAAUGUAGAAGAUAGUCAGAAGAUGAUGUCUCAGGCUGCUUCUUCACCUCAAGAAGUAACGCCAUCCGGAAUAACUCGUCCAAAUACUACGUCACGGCUAGUAAGAGGAUCAUCAAAUACAGUUAGAAGCUCUUUAUUCCGGACAGAUAAGACACAAAUUUCUCGUAAUGCAACAACAACAACAACUGUCAUGGAACAAUCCCUCGGGUUUAUGAAGGCGGCUGUGCGUUUACUUUCUGACACAAUGGAUUUUACAGAUGUUGUCGCGGAUUAUUUAUCCACUACAAAUACAAAUUUUACUGUUAUCGGUAUUAUCGGUCCACAAGGUUCGGGCAAAUCAACACUUCUUAGCAUGAUAGCCGGUAAUGAUCAUAUGGAUAUGUAUAGACAUUAUGCUUUUCGUCCGGCAUCUCGCGAAGCAGUUGAAUGUUGUCGUUAUCAAUCCCAAAAGAUAAGCGUUUAUGUAACCAAAUCAAGGAUGAUUUUAUUGGAUUGUCAGGCAAUCAGUUCUCCUUCGAUUCUUAUUCAUCUGUUAGCGUCAUCAUCGUUAGAUGGAGGUCGUUCGGGAGGUUCAAAAGCAGUGGAUCUUUGUCGAGGAUUUGCAGCUCUUUCGGGAGAAAUUGAAAGCUUGCAUUUAACAGCAUUUCUCUUACAAGUAUGUCAUACUGUAAUACUUUCUGUGGAUUGGUUCGUUGAUAUCGAUGUGAUUAGACAUGUACGGACAGCUGAAAUGCUUCGCGUAACACCGACUCAUUACUCACCUGAGACAGUGAAAUACAAACCAAAUCGUAGAAUUAAUUUCGUCUUGGCCCAUCAAAGAGCCAGGUCAGAAGAUUUUCAACCAAGAAAUGUAAAGAAUCGAGCCAAAAUUCUGGAAUGUUUAUUCAGUGAUUCGCAACUGAAUAUCAAAGCUGGCAUAUCAUUAGGCGGUUUAGGGUGUAAACCGUAUAGUGAAAUUGCAUCGAAUGUAAAUUACGUAUUGCUCUCAGAAAUGAAACCACGACCAAAAGUGGAAGCAUCCGCAGCUGUUUUACCGUAUAUGGCCGUGGAUCACACUCCCUUACGAGCAGUUGUUGAUUAUAAAGAAGUUGUACGUCCGUUACGGAUUCGGUUGCUGUCAUUACCGAAAGAAUCAUUCAUUCUUGGGAAUCAGCCUUUUACAGAAAUCCAGUGGUAUGAAUUUGCUACGCGAACUUGGCGGGCAACACACGGAAGUGCGGAAAUUGCAAAAUAUGCGUCAGCGAUAACGAAAAUUGCUGAUGAAUGACUAGUCACUUGGAAAUACCAACAGUAUUAUUAUAGUUGAAAUAUCGGAAGCAAGGUUAUUUUAGGGCUUUCAGUUAUUGGAUAUCAAUUUUUGCAGAG
Molecule: messenger RNA, 1627 nt
Organism: Loa loa (African eye worm)
Lineage: Eukaryota; Metazoa; Nematoda; Chromadorea; Rhabditida; Onchocercidae
Exons: 12
Coding region: 42-1529 (495 amino acids)
Biological process (GO): nuclear-transcribed mRNA catabolic process, nonsense-mediated decay
Source: RefSeq, a predicted model, not a curated record